GCUCUGGGCAUGAGCACCUGUGCACAGAAUGUGGGCAAGAACGAUGCUGGAGCCUUCACAGGUGAGUGGACCGCCAAGAACCUGUUGGACAUCAACAUCUCCUGGACCCUCAUCGGACAUUCGGAGCGGAGAACGAAGUAUGGCGAGACAGACGCAGAUGUUGCAGAGAAAGUCGCCAAGUGCCAGGACGCAGGGCUCAAUGUUAUCCUUUGCAUCGGCGAGACUUUAGAAGAGCGCGAGGGAGGAAAGACCGACGAGGUCAACAAGAGGCAGCUGGCAGCCGUCAUCCCAAAGGUGAAGGAUUGGGACAAGAUCGUGAUUGCCUACGAGCCAGUGUGGGCCAUUGGCACCGGCAAAGUGGCAACGCCUGAACAGGCGGAGGAGACCCAGGCAGCCAUCCGAGCCUACCUCAAGGAGGCAGCUGGCGCCUCCGUGGCUGACAAGGUGAGAAUUCAGUACGGCGGCAGCGUCACCCCUGACAACUGCUCUGAGCUCAUCACGAAGCCAAACAUCGACGGCUUCUUGGUGGGCGGAGCUUCGCUGAAGCCUACCUUCAUGGACAUCGUGUCCAAGGUCGGGCCCUCGAAGAUGGUGGACAUGUGGCCUAAGUUUGAAGAGAAGAUGAAGAAGGAAGAGCUCAAUGAGUCUGCCAUUGCGGCUUUCAAAUACACCUACGGUGUCCUCGUCUCCGGUGCUGAUGUCAUGCUGCCGGAGAGCAAACUGGACCCGGUCGACAAGUUGACCGAGUACGACAAGAUUAGAGAGAAGCCGGAUCCCAAGCUCCUCCGAAAGACCCUCAUUCUGAAGCUGAAUGGAGGUUUGGGAACAGGCAUGGGCCUCGACAAGGCGAAGUCGCUGCUGACGGUCACCGAGGGCAACACUUUCCUUGACUUGAUCGCGAAGCAGGUGGCGACCAUGAAGAAAGAGUUCAAGAGUGACCUGAAGUUCAUGCUCAUGAACUCCUUCUCGACCUCCAAGGAUACCCUGGAAGCCCUCUCCAAGUAUACGGACCUGGGCACAGGCUCAGAUCUUGAGUUUGUGCAGAACAAGGCCCCAAAGGUCACGGCCAGCGAUUUCUCCCCAGCUGACUGGAGCGCGGAGCCGGGUCAUGAAUGGUGCCCACCUGGGCACGGCGAUUUGUAUCCUGCAAUGCUCGGGAGCGGCACGCUGGAGAAACUGAUCAAAAAAGGCUACAAGUACAUGUUCGUCUCUAACUCAGACAACCUUGGUGCAACCAUGGACUUGAAGAUUCUCACCCACUUUGCGAAUUCUGGAGCUCCCUUCAUGAUGGAGGUCGCCGAGCGCACAGAUGCGGAUAAGAAGGGCGGCCAUCUGGCAAAAGACAAGGCCACAGGUGGCCUGCUCCUUCGUGAGUCUGCGCAGUGCCCGGAAGAGGAUGAGAAGGAGUUUCAGAACAUUGGCAAGUACAAGUUCUUCAACACCAACAACUUGUGGGUAGACCUGAUGGCCUUGAAGAGGGAGUUUAAGAAGAACGAGGGAACGCUGCCACUCCCAGUCAUGAAGAACUCCAAGACUGUGGAUCCCAGAGACAAGGCUUCCACGAAGGUCCUGCAGCUGGAAACGGCCAUGGGCGCUGCAAUCCAGUGCUUUGAAGGUGCAUCCGCCCUGGUCAUCCCGCGUUCGCGCUUCGCGCCGGUGAAGACGACGAACGACCUCUUGGCCUUGCGGUCGGAUGCCUACCAGCUCACCGAGGAUUUCCGCAUCGUCCUGGCACCCGAGCGUGAGGGAGUUCCACCCGAUGUGAAGCUGGAUGGAAUGUACAAGUUCUUCGAUGCCAUGGAAAAGCUGAUACCGAAUGGGCCACCCUCCCUGAUUGGCUGCAAGAAGCUGGUCAUUGAAGGACCCAUGAGCCUUGCCAAGGGCGUCGUCUUCAAGGGCACGGUGACAGUGAAGAACACCGGCAGUACGGAGAAGGAGCUCGCUGCCGGUGUCUACGAGGACAAGACGGUGGAGCUCUAA
This is a messenger RNA of Symbiodinium pilosum, 1980 nucleotides long. The record is from the annotation of a GenBank genome assembly. NCBI's taxonomy places the organism in Eukaryota, Dinophyceae, Suessiales, Symbiodiniaceae.